AUGUAAAGAUAUUUAGUUUCAGCUGCUGUAUUUCCUAGUUUAUAUCUAGCAUGGUAAGCUUGCAGAGAAAAAAAUACUGUUUAUGCUAAAUCUAAAAGCUCCUCAUUUUCAAGAAGUAAAAGUUCUUCUUCCUCAUCCUCAUCUUCAUCUUCUAAAAAGUCAUCUUCAUCAUCUUUAUUUGGAUCUUCAAAAACUAAAGGAGACAAGUCUCUCACUUAAAAAAGCUUUUUUAGAAAAAGUACUAUAGCAUAAAAACCAUAUUCUAAAUAAAAUGGUAAUAAAAUGCAUAUAAAUAAAAGAAGAUUCGUAAAAGAUUAGUAGCAAUCUAAGCAAAUUUCUAUUUUUGGUUUGUUGAGUUUGCUUGGUACUGUAUCAGUUUAUUUCUAUAGAUAUGAGAAAAUAAGAUAUGGAGUUAGAUUUAUAAAAAAGGCUCUAAAUUCAUGCUAAGUUGGCAAUUUAUCUCAUUUUGAUGCUAAACUUGAGGGCAAGUUGAUAUACGGACAUGGUCCUUUAAAGACUCAUUCUUGGUAAAAUAAAGCUCUAAAAGAUCCAAUAUUUGGAGUUUAAGCUUCAUCAAACGAAGUUAUGAAGCUAUAUCGCAAAGUAGAGAUUUUUUAGGUGAAUGAAGAAAAGCCAGAAUAAAGUUGUUGGAGGGAUUCAAACUACAUAAACUCAUUUCAUCCAUCAAUAUUCCAUCAAUGCAUGAAAGAUGCCUAUAUUUUACCUUAAAAAGUUGAAAUAGGAGAUUAUGAGUUAAGUAAUAAAUAACUGAUUAACUUUUGUAGUGAAAAAUAAACACAGCUAUCUUUUGAUACGGAAUAAAUUGAUGAUUAUUACUCUGAUCUCUCAUAUGAUGAAAAACCUGAAAAAAAUGUAAAGGGGGAUUAAGAUAAGCAAGAUACAAUUGAGAAUCCUUAAAUUAAUUAAAAAGAAGUUAAUGAGGAGUUUAGAACAAUACAUAGAUUUUUUAAAGAGGUUUCAGAACAAGAAUAUGGCAGUUUGUAUAGAAAUCACCCAUUUACUUAUGCAAUUAAUAGAAAUAAAGAUAUUAUUUUUGAAAACGAUUAUAUUUAUAUCACAAAUAAUAUCUCUUAACCUGAAGAAGGUGAUUUACGUAUUUCAUUCCAUGAGCUAUAACCUAUCUAUUAUGCAACAAUUAUAGCAUAAUAGCAAGGAAAAAGCUUUUCAGAUUUUUUAAUAAAAGAGUUUGAAAAUAUGAAAUUGAAUUUGAAGCUAUUCGUAGGUGGGUAGCAGAAAAAUAUUGCAUUUAAUGUUGUUAACAUUAUCAAAGAUGGUAAGAUAGAGCUAUAAGAUCUGAUUAAAGAAUAUAUGACUUAAACUAAGAAAGAAAUACGCUCAACUUCUUACAUUCUUGCCAUUAUAAUUUACUUAAUCUACACUGCUAUAGCCGAUACUAUAGGAUAAAUGAUGAAUCCAUUUAACUGGUUUGGAAAAAGAGCUCAAGAGAGGAGAGAAAAGAACAGAUAAAAUGUUGUAUAAAAGAGAAAUGGUGGAUAUGUUUUUAACAAAAAUAAUAACGCUUCUUUCUUAAGCUACAUGAUUGCUGCUCCAUUUGCUGCAGUUCACGUAACUUCCAUAUCUUUGGCUGCAUUUGCUAGAAUGUAUGCUGGAGUCAUAUGUGGUGGAGCUGUAGCUGGAUAUAUUUUAUAUACUUGCUACAAAGACUAUCAAGAUGAUUAUUAGUUACUUAAUUCUUUCUCUGAAGAAGAAGAACAAAUUGUUGAAAUGGAUGAGCUUGAUUAAUAAGUUUUAGACAUGUUGCAAAACUCUGAAAUUGAAGAAAAAUGA
Messenger RNA from Tetrahymena thermophila SB210, 1809 nucleotides. Its product is annotated as transmembrane protein. NCBI's taxonomy places the organism in Eukaryota, Ciliophora, Oligohymenophorea, Hymenostomatida, Tetrahymenidae. The transcript has a single exon. Gene Ontology annotation, biological process: nuclear membrane organization. Gene Ontology annotation, cellular component: nuclear inner membrane. The record is from RefSeq and is a predicted model, not a curated record.